Molecule: messenger RNA, 2197 nt
Organism: Limulus polyphemus (Atlantic horseshoe crab)
Lineage: Eukaryota; Metazoa; Arthropoda; Merostomata; Xiphosura; Limulidae
Product: outer dense fiber protein 3-like
Exons: 7
Coding region: 74-724 (216 amino acids)
Cellular component (GO): cytoskeleton
Source: RefSeq, a predicted model, not a curated record
GAAAGUCUUGAGCCGAUAAUAAGUCGUGUGUUACGUCGAAUGUGUGUUGUGUAGGUUAGUGUUACACGUGAAGAUGGUUAUCAAGAGCAACUCUCCUACCGGCUAUGUUUUACAAAGACCAUGGACCCCCACCAAACGACGUGGACCAAUCGCAGCGGAACAUAUAGGUCCUGGCCCCGCCUAUAUUUCCUUGCCCUCAACAUUUGGCCUGGGCAGCGGAGAUACCAGUUAUUCGAAAUCUCCUUCAUACACGUUUGGGUCUAAGGUUGAAGCAAGGAGGAAGAAUUUCACUCCUGGCCCCGGUUCUUACGAUAUUGCUGGGAUAUCGGAAAAAGGCAAGGAAACCGUACCGGCACCUUCAAUAUCUGGAAGGAUGAAGGACCCAGACAAAUUUAUAACCCCCGCUCCAGGGGCUUAUACACCAGAACAAAGUGUUAAGACCUUUCAAAAUGGGUCACCCAGCUAUUCCUUUGGAGUCAAAUUAAAAGAUCAGAAGAAAGACAAUUACCCAGCACCAAACACUUACAAUGUGAAUGGAGAAGACGUGAGCUAUCCCCACUCUCCAUCAUAUUCCAUGGGUGCUAAACUUAACCAUGAAAGAAUCAACAAUACACCUGGACCUGGGGCUUUUUCACCUGAGAAGGUUCGUGUUGCUUCCCAGCAAGCCCCUGCUUACAGUUUUGGAAUUCGCCAUUCUCCUUACGCCUCCAAAACGCCUUCCUAGUCUGAUGCUUGUCUAACACCACGAGCUGAAGACAGACUCCUACUUCCACUUUUAGAAUUCCCCAUUCUCCUUACGUCCCCCAAAACGUCCUCCUAGUCUGAUGCAUGAGACACUAGCGUCACAUGCUGAAGGCAACUCCAAAUGCUUACUUCAAAUCCGUUAAAGAUUUUUUCUGUAAUCUUAAAUCCGUUUUAAAGUGUUUUUUAAGCUUUGAUUUUAUUCUAACAACUAAGGUGCAUUGAUUACAGUUUUUUAAAUAUAUUGUCUACUAAUGAAGCAACAAAUAUACGUUUUAGUUAAACGAAGCGUUGAUAAAUAAAUAAAUAUGUGUAUUACAUGUAAAGUACAAUCCUUCCUAUAGAUGUCGCGUUACGUAUAAUUCUUAUCAUAAUUAUCAAGAUAAUUACUUAUAAGUUUAGCUACUACAGCUGUAGGAACAAUUAUGAUAUGUCAAAAACAGCACUAAACCGUAGAGACAUAAAAUAAGUGUAGUGAUAAUACUUUAAAAUUAUAAGCUUUCAACCAAUUUUUGUCAUAAUAUUCUUGAACUUUGGUUAUGAUACGGUUAUUUAUGUAAUACAGAAAAUAUGUUGUAUUUUUAUAAAAGAGAUAUUUCAAUAUGUAUAUCACACAAAGUUAAACCUUGCAGGUGUGUUGUGAAUAUUUUACGAUAGAAUAAAACUGAAUUAUCCGAGUACCUUCUGUGCUUUACGUAUAUUUUUUGUCUGUUUUUUGUAGUAGAGUCCAAACAUGAUAUUUUUUUUGUCGUAGAAUAAUAUUGGGAAUAAGAGAUGUUUUAUUUUUCAUCGUUUUUGUUGAUGUUUUAAAACUGUUUCCUGUGUUUGCUUUAGAAAUGUUAGCAUUUAAGUGAGAUCUCUACACGUAUUGUAGUUCAUUAGUUUCUAUUUCAAAAUAAAAAUAACGCUCAGUGUAUAAAAUAUGUAAGAUGUGCUUUUUUAUUUUCCAUAAAGCAUUUAUAUGACGUAACAGUUUUAUCUAGUAUGUUGUUGGAAGUAGCAUUUUCUUAUAAUUUUGUUUAAAUUUUGAAACUUUGCUCAUAAAAAUAUAGCAGAUAUACGUGUAGGUUGGUUUAUUUUUUAUUAUAAUUAUUAAUUGCAUAUAUAUUAUAGCGCCAUCUAUUAAUAGUUUGUUAAAUUAAUACAAUUCAUUUGAAUUACAAUGUUUAUGUUUAAAAAAGAGUGUGUUGUUACGUAGUUUGAUAGGUAGUAAGUUAUACUAAUGAAAACGAUUGUUUAACUUAAAGCUUUUUAUUUGAGAGCAUCUAGUAAAAUGUGCUUUGCUUGGAAACGUCUGUGAUAUAGUUUAUUGCCAGUAAUAUUCAGUUUUUGGUGACGGAUUUAUGAUCGACAGUGUUGUUGUUGUUUUAAAAUAAACAUCAAUUUGUAUUCCUUCUUUAUGGAUUUUUAUAUGAGUGGAAAAAACUGUAAAUUCAAUAAAGCUUUUCAAAUUUGA